AAAAAUAAUAAAUACAACCGAACGUCGAGAUGACCCUAACCUCUAGGCCGACGGCGGAUCAUUAGGAAAAAAUAAAAAAUAAAACUAAUAAUAAAUGAAAAAUGUCUUCCCGUCCGCCGCGCCUUUAGUAUAAUAUAACAAUCUUUAGACGUAGUUUUUCUCCUUCUCUCUCUCUUUCUAUCGCCUUUUCGAAAACCUCACGGUUUCUCACGACUACCGGCCGACACGAAAAACCCGCGCGCGCGCGCGCGCGUGGGUGUACCUAACGAUAUUAUGGUUUUUAACCAUACCCGGUGCGUGCGCCUCGUGUGCGUACACGUAAAACGCCGGGGUAGCCGACCUGUUGGAAGGACAAAGGUGUACGUCUUCGGCAGAGAUGGACCGUGACGUCGGCGGCGGCGGAGUCUGUCCGGUCGACCGUAACAAUAAUUGGUGUGGGACGACGACGGUCGGCGGCGGCGGCGGCGACGGGGAGAGCGAGAGAGAGCGAGGCGAGCGAGUGAGAGAGAGGACAGUCGACCGGGCAUCCGUCCGAAACAAAGAACCUCCGUCGACGGUCGCCGCCGCCGCCGCCGCGUCCCUACCAUCGUCGGUGUCGGCCGGUCGGUCGGUUCGCCGGCCGGCUUCUCGGGACGACGACGACGACGACGACGACGCGUUAACCGGUGACAAAAGAAAACGCGCGCUCGCCUCCUAUCGAAACCCGAAUAAUAUUCGGACCGAAAUAUUUAUUAUUGUCGCGAUCGUUCAAAGGUUGUCGACCGACCCGGGCCGUACACACGACACGCGAGUUUUAGAAGGAAAAAAAAAAAUAAGAGAGAAAGAACGACGACAAUAA
Messenger RNA from Cinara cedri, 838 nucleotides. Lineage: Eukaryota; Metazoa; Arthropoda; Insecta; Hemiptera; Aphididae. The record is from the annotation of a GenBank genome assembly.